AUGGUAGCUGGAAGCACGCAUCAAAAUGUACAUGUGAACCUGAGGAUACUCUACAGACUUACAAUGGACCUUUGUUCUAGAUUAAAGGUUUAUGGUUUGUGGCAACUGUUUUGUUCUUUGGAGCUUCCUCUGAUACCAAUUUUGGCAGUGAUGGAGAGCCAGAGCAUCCAAGUGAACAGAACAGCCCUGGAGAGGACGUCCGUACUUCUUGGGGCUCGUCUCAAGGAAUUAGAGCAAGAAGCUCAUUUUGUUGCAGGAGAACAGUUCCUUAUAAUGAGUAAUAAUCAGCUCCGAGAGAUCCUUUUUGGCAAGUUAAAGCUGCACCUGCUGAAUCCAGGAAAGAGUCUUCCCAAAAUGAGGCUACAGAAAUACCCGUGCACGUCGGAAGCUGUGGGCUCUGUCUCUUCGACAUGGAAUCAGACUGGAACCGUGACUGGAAGACUUUCUGCCAAGCAUCCUAAUAUCCAAGGUAUCUCCAAACAGCCAAUUCAAAUUGCAAAGCCUCAAAAUUUUAAAGGUAAAGAAGAGGAGACGCUCUCGAUCUCCCCAAGGACCAUGUUUGUCUCGUCCAAAGGCCAUACCUUCCUAGCAGCAGACUUUUCACAGAUUGAAUUGCGCAUUCUUGCGCAUUUGUCUGGGGAUCCAGAACUUUUGAAGUUAUUCCAAGAAUCUGAGAGAGAUGAUGUGUUUUCUACUCUGACCUCACAGUGGAAGGACAUCCCUGUGGAACAUGUGACACACUCAGACAGAGAGCGAACCAAGAAAGUGGUGUACUCGGUGGUCUACGGUGCAGGAAAGAAGCGGCUUGCUGCUUGCCUUGGAGUUACUGAUCAGGAAGCUGCCCAGUUUUUGGCAAGUUUUUUGCAGAAGUAUAAGAAAAUUAAGGACUUUGGCCAAGCAGUUGUGGCCCAUUGUCAACAGACAGGCUAUGUGGUGUCCCUCAUGGGCAGAAGAAGAGCCCUGCCAAAGAUCCAUGCACGUGACCCACAGUUCCGGGCCCAGGCAGAGCGACAGGCUGUGAACUUUGUGGUGCAAGGCUCAGCCGCUGACCUUUGCAAGCUGGCCAUGGUUCGCAUCUUUGCUGCAGUGGCCUCCUCCCCGACCUUGACAGCCAGGUUGGUGGCCCAGAUCCACGAUGAGCUGCUGUUUGAGGUAGAAGAUGCUCAGGUGCCCAGGUUUGCAGCUCUCGUCCAAGGGACCAUGGAGUCACUGCAACAGGUGCCCCUAAAGGUGAACCUCAGUGUCGGCCACUCAUGGGGAAAUCUGGUGCCACUGCAGGGGGCCCUGGCCCUCCCCUGGGCCCACAGGGCACUGAGCCUCCCAGCAGAAGCCCGACCACCUCUGGGUCCCACGUCAGCACCUGCCCCCUACCGCCAGCGCAUUUUUCUCCUUCAUUUUGUCUGUAGCCUCAGGCAGUGGGAGAGGCGAGCUGGUUUCCACCAGCCCAUUGUGUGGCUUUCCCCAAGGUCACCAGCUGCUUUGUAUGUUAACCCUUUGGCUGGGUGGCCUUGUCAUCCCUGGAGUAAAUGCUCAUGCAAAGCCAUCCUUGUCUUUGUCUAA
Otolemur garnettii (small-eared galago) is the source of this 1560-nucleotide messenger RNA. It is a transcript of the gene POLN, whose product is annotated as DNA polymerase nu. Lineage: Eukaryota; Metazoa; Chordata; Mammalia; Primates; Galagidae. Gene Ontology annotation, molecular function: DNA binding; DNA-directed DNA polymerase activity. The record is from RefSeq and is a predicted model, not a curated record. Gene Ontology annotation, biological process: double-strand break repair; DNA-templated DNA replication.